Adineta ricciae is the source of this 978-nucleotide messenger RNA. Lineage: Eukaryota; Metazoa; Rotifera; Eurotatoria; Adinetida; Adinetidae. The record is from the annotation of a GenBank genome assembly.
AUGAUCUCUGCAAUGAAUAGCUCUAUUUCGACGACAUACUGCAUCGGUGAUAUUCCUGUAGAAAUACUCACUACAAUCUUAUUCCAGCUGGCUGACGAAAAUCUGCAUGAUCUGCUAGUUAUUUCACGGACUUGUCGACUGUGGCGUUCUAUCAUUGUCAAUAAUCUUUUUCUGAAUAAAAGAUUUAAUAUUUUUAAGAAAAAAUAUCUUCUUGGUCACUGGACAUUUGAAGAUACAGAUAAAUUGGGUCAUGAUUCGUGUGAUUAUACGAAAGAUCAAUUCUCGCUUAUAGGAAAUCCAAUUCAAUCACACUGUUUUCUUGGUUCAUGUCUUCAUCUCGAUGGAAACUCAGUUAUUACUGUGCCCGUAAAUGAGUUCUCUCGUUACCAAACAGAUUGCUUUGCUGUUUCUUGCUGGUUCCUUGUUACAGGAUGGUCUCCACUGCACAAUACAAUGCCUUUUCAAACAGUAAUUGGUGCAUGGGAACAUCCUGACCAACACUGGCUUCAUUUAGGUUUUUCAGAAACAACGCGAUUCAUACAGAAUCAAGUGAUGAUUUCAGCCGAACAUAUUCAAUUUGAUUGCAAUUCAACAACACCUAUCGAACUCAAUACAUGGUAUCAUGUUGUAACACAAGUAUCACGAAAGAAACAAGAAAUCUAUGUCAAUGGACAUUUACAAAAAACGGUUCUUAUGACAUCAAAAGCGAGUGCAACAGAAAUAUGGACGUCUGGCAGAACAUAUCCGAACGCUCCAUGGUCGAAACAAGAAAUGCAACGACCUGAAACACUCUGUAUUGGAGCAAAAUGUUUACGUCCCUUUCCGCAUAACUUUUGGCUUGGUGAACUAGCGGAUCUGUGCAUCUGGACACGUUGGUUAGAACCAAUUGAAAUCAUGGCCAUCUACGAAUCGAAAGCGAAACUGGAUAAUAUCAAUAUCGGGCAACUUAUUGUCGAUAAAAUGGCAAAACUUCGCUAA